Messenger RNA from Bursaphelenchus okinawaensis, 1929 nucleotides. NCBI's taxonomy places the organism in Eukaryota, Metazoa, Nematoda, Chromadorea, Rhabditida, Aphelenchoididae. The record is from the annotation of a GenBank genome assembly.
AUGAGGUAUAAUGAGGCCGAAGAGUUUUGCAAAAGUUUGGGUGGAACGGUUGGCAAUGGUCAUGGUAAGUUUUUAAUUAAAAAAUUACUGGACGCAUCGUAUUUUACAUUCAAAAACCCAAAAUGGCUCGUAUUUUACUUUCAAAAACGUUUUCGUUUCAAAACUAUUAAUUGUAGAUCAAAAAUUAGCCAUAAUUUCUUCAAAAUCCAGUUUUCGUUGUAAGACCCAGCACAAAAAUUAAGUUUUUCAUAAAUCUUAAAUUUUUUUUUAAAAUUUAGUACAAAAUGUUUAUUUCACCAUUUCUAAACCAUUUCUUUGAUUUUUCAAUGCAUACAUGUAAUAUAAUGCCAAAACCAAGUUUUCGUGUUAGGACCAUUUUGGUCCCACCACGAAAACAUAUAAAAUUUUGAUUUUUGCAUAAAAAUCGAUUUUUAAUUAUAAUUUUGAAAAAGCUAUUUUUUUAAAUAUAUAACUUCUCAUACUAUGCUAAAAAAUCAAUUUUUCGUGGUAAGACCAUUUUGGUCCCAACACGAAAACAUCAAAAUUCCAAAAACUGAUUUAAAAAAUAUUAAAAAUGGAUUUUGUGACUAAAAACCAUAAUCACUGAAAUUCCUUUUUUUACACUAUUAUCAUUUUUUCAGAAACCCUAACCUUCCUAACCCCCUACUGGACAAAGUCAUCUACCCCCUGUACCUACAAAACCCUGAAGGGUACUACCAAAAGAAGUUGUACCAAAAAAGCAAAUGUAAUUUGUGAAAUCGACCCUAUUCAACCAGUUAUUCAUUCUCCCUGUCCAUCUAACUGGAUUCACAACCCGAGAACAUCAGCUUGUUAUUAUACAGCCAAUGACAUUAAGAGGUGGUCGUUAGCUGACAAGUUUUGUUGGAAAAUUACCCGACCUUUCGAUGUGGAUGGUCAUAUUGUGACAAUUCAUAAUGAAAGGGAGAAUGAGUUUGUUGCUAGUGAGUUUUUGUGGUUUUUAUUGUUAUUUUGAAAGUUUAGAGAUUUUUGAAAGAGUUAGAAAUAUAGGUAGCUAGACCGUUACCUUACAUCUUUAAAAUUUCGGCAAAGUGGGCGUAGGGGUAGAAGGGAGAAGUAAGAAAUGGUGAAAUUUUUUUUAUGAUCAGAGAAACACAGCUUCAAAUUAAAAAAAUUUCGUUGCGGGACCUAAGCUGGACUAUUAAGGCCUUGGUUUAGUCCCCUGGGGCAUUGGGGUUGGCCUCCGGCCUUCGGACCCACAUGUGCUGGCCCGGCCUCUUUCAAAAUUUUCUUCGUCCCAGGCCAGGCCGAGAUCUGGCCCGACCUAGUGGGCCUCCUUCUAAGUCUACUGGGCUCUGCUAAAACGAAAAAUAGCUUUAAAAUAUCAUUUUUUUGCAUUUUUUUUCAGAAUUGGCAUCAAAAACAGGUAAUAAAAACGCUUAUCUUGGAGCUAUUGGCAACCCAAGUGAUAAAAAAUUAUGGUCAUGGUUUGAUAGUAAGUAUUUUGUUUUAAAAAUUUAAUUUUAGGGGGUUAAAAAUGUAAAUUUAGAAGUUUUGUCAUUGAAAAACUGAGCUAUAACUUUUGAAAACAUAAAUUUAGUGGUUUUUUCAUUAAUAAUGAGGUUUUAAACAAUUUUUUUGGUCAAAAAUAAAUUUGAAAAUGUUUCAUACCAGUGGCAACAAUUUUCUGGCCUUAUCAUACAUACUAUUGGCAAUAAUUUUUUGACCUGCUCCUACUAUUGCCAACAAUUUUAAAGCCAAAAAAUCUCCUAAUACCUUCUUUUAGACACCUACUUCCCCUCAUACUCAAAUUGGGGUGAAGAUCAACCCAAUUCAUCCUAUAAAACAUCCACAAUUUUGGUUAUGAAUGUCACUUCAAAACAAUGGUAUAACUAUCAUCCUACUCGGGUCCUAGAAGAUGUUGUUACUAUUUGUAAAUUCGAUCUUUAA